AUGUCCAGAUGGUUCUUCUGCCCGCCGCCCCCGCAAGAUCCUCCUGUCCCUGUCCUCACUGACUUUCCAAACCCUAACUUUCUGGCAAACAUCUGCUGGGCUCCCGGGGCCCGGCAGGCACUGCUCUACGGUACUGGAGUCCAGCAGCGGGAAAUGGCCAGCACCAACUCGCCAGCUGCGGGCGUGAACCCCUUUGGACACUCCAGGCGCCCUCCGGACUCACCCGGCCUUCGAGUGUGGCCCACGUCUUGGGUGUCACCUCGUGAGGGACCUGGGGCCGGAGCCAUUCUGCACACUACUGCAGAAUUCCUGACGGAAACUCCCUCUGCCCGCCCUGAGCCCGGUCGGCCAGGCCCCAGCCCCACGCCACGGCUCCGGGAAGACAGCCGGGUCAAGUCCGCCCCGAGACUCGGGGCGCCCCGCGCGCGCGGCGGAGCCGCCCGGGAAGGCUCGGCCGGUCCCCCAGGCCUUCGCGGGGGAGCCGGGCGGGGACGCAGCUCCGCGAGCGCCGGGCCAGAGCCGCUCCUCGGCCGCCGCGCAGAGCCGGGUAACGGUCGGCGGGCUUCUGCGCGCGCGGCGUACCGGCAGCAGCACCGCCGCCGGCCCUUGAGGCGCCAGCGCCGCGCCGCCGGCAUGCACCCGCGGCCCGCACCGCCCGGCGGCGCCCUGGCGCUGAGCCCCGGCUGGAGGCCGGACGGCGGCGGAGCGCGGGGCCCCUGCUGGCCGUGGCGGGUGAGCGUCCGCCGGCGCCGGCCCAAGCCUGCGGGGCCGGGAGGGCGCGGAGCGCGGCGGGAGACAGGCUCCGCGGGCGGGACAGCUGCGACCCGGCCCCGGCAGCCGCGCCCGCACACGCCCGCCGGCUGCGGGGCCGCGGGGCCGCCGCGGAGGCCCGGAAAGAGGCUCGGCCGGCCCUCCGCGCAAGACCCCGCCAGAGCCCGACCGGGCGCCGCCCCGAGCCGGUGCCCCGCGGGGCCUGCGGCAGGGCCCGCUGUGUUGCCCCGCGUCUCUGUGGAUCGGUACAGGGUGUCGGCUGCAGUACCGCUCCAGCCUGCGGCCCCCACUUGGAGGAAACGUCCCCGGUUCAGAAGCAGCAGAGCCCCAUGCUGCCUCGGGAAUUGCUCCUCAUCCGCCCGGAGUCUGACACGGCAGGAGAGAUUGCUCGCUGUGCUCCUUUCAGUAAAAUGGUCGUUGUCUGUCCCUCAGAAAUGGAAGCAGCUAUCAAGGUUACAGCGGAUGGUGGUCCUCUUCCUGCUGGUGGUCCUGAUGCUCUUCGGCCUCCGGUCCUAUGUCCACGUGGCUGACGAGUGGGCAGCUGUGGACAGCAGGUCGGCGGCAGCAUGGCAGAUGAGACCAGCAAAUCCUCCCGUCUUGCCAGCUCCUCAGAAAGCAGCUGAGAACCCAGAGGCCGUGGCGGGGCUGUCGCCUCAGAAGCCCCAAAGGCAUUUCCGACGAGGACCCCCCAACCUGCAGAUUAGAGCGCCCGAAGGAGACUCCCAGGAGAGGAGGCAGGACCAGGCCCAGAAGAGGGCAGAGGUGGUGGGAGAGGCUGGCUGGGGAGCAGAGGCGCAGAGAGACGGCCUCAGGUACCGGGAGUGUCAGAGACGGUCUGAACGUGGGAAACCCAGAGGCCUCUUUUGGUGGAGGGGAGCAGGGACCAAGCCGGAACAGGGCCCCAGACACCCUCUCAAGAACGCAGAGUUCUCCAGCUGGCCUUUUCAGCAGCAGGCCCUGAGGAUUCGGGCCCAUCGAGCUCUGGAGGCCCCGAGGAGAACCAGGGAGCCAGGAAGGGGUCCUGUGGCCACGGCCCUGAGGGACACAGGCCGGGUUAGCGAUGGACGACGCGACGUGGUGUGGACCGCGGCCGGCCUCACCCACACGGAGCCCGUGCGCAGUGCAGCGUGGACGCUGCUGGCUCUUUGGCAGGCUCACUGGCUGUGGGGCCACAGGGCAGGUCUGUCUGGGUGCCCACGCCCUGCUUUCCUCCUCCCAGCCUCCCAGAACGCGCGCCAGAAGGCUGUGGUGGACGCCUUCCUCCACGCAUGGGCUGGAUACCGCAAGUUCGCCUGGGGCCACGACGAGCUGAAGCCCCUGACCAGGUCCUUCAGCGAGUGGUUCGGCCUCGGCCUCACGCUGAUCGACGCCCUGGACACCAUGUGGAUUCUGGGGCUAAAGAAAGAAUUUCAAGAAGCCAGGAAUUGGGUGUCCAAGAAGUUACGGUUUCGGAAAGAUGUGGACGUCAACCUGUUUGAGAGCACCAUCCGGAUCCUGGGGGGACUUCUGAGCGCCUUCCACCUGUCUGGGGACGUCCUCUUCCUGAAUAAGGCCGAGGAUUUUGGAAAUCGGUUGAUGCCUGCCUUCCGAACACCCUCUAAGAUUCCAUACUCCAUUGUAAACAUUGGCACUGGAGCUGCUCACCCACCCCAGUGGACCUCUGAUAGCACGGUGUCUGAGGUGACAAGCAUUCAGCUGGAGUUCCGAGAGCUCUCUCGUCUCACGGGGGAUAAGACGUUUCAGGAGGCCGCAGAGGAGGUGACGAGGCGCGUGCAUGGCCUGCACGGAAAGCUGGACGGGCUGGUGCCCAUGUUCAUCGACACCAACAGCGGCAGCUUCACCCAGCUGGGCGAGUUCACCCUGGGCGCCGGGGCCGACAGCUACUACGAGUACCUGCUGAAGCAGUGGAUCCAGGGCGGGAAGAAGGAGAGGCAGCUGCUGGAAGACUACCUGGAAGCCGUGGACGGGAUCAGGAAGCACCUGCUCGCUAGGUCCGAGCCCAGGAAGCUGACCUUCGUAGGGGAGCUCAACCACGGCCGCUUCAGCGCCAAGAUGGACCACCUGGUGUGCUUCCUGCCGGGGACACUGGCUCUGGGUGCCCACCACGGCCUGCCUGCUGAGCACAUGGAGCUGGCCCAGGCGCUCAUGGACACCUGCUACCAGAUGUACCGUCAGAUGGAGACGGGGCUGAGCCCCGAGAUCGCACACUUCAACCUGCAGCGCACGAAGGCUGUGAAGGACGUUCAGGUCAAGGCGGCCGACAGACACAACCUGCUGCGGCCCGAGACCGUGGAGAGCCUGUUCUACCUGCACCGCCUCACGGGCGACCGCAAGUACCAGGACUGGGGCUGGGAGAUCCUGCGCAGCUUCAACACCUACACGCGGGUCCCUUCGGGCGGCUAUUCUUCCAUUAGCAAUGUCCAGGACCCCCACCACCCCCAGCCCAGGGACAAGAUGGAGAGCUUCUUUCUGGGGGAGACGCUCAAAUACCUGUAUCUGCUCUUCUCCGACGAUCCUGACCUGCUGAGCCUGGACACCUACGUGUUCAACACAGAGGCUCACCCCCUGCCCAUCUGGGCCCCCUCCUAGGGCGGGAUGGCUCUCGAGUAGGCGCUGCCCAGGAGGCUGAUACGUGCUGUCUGUGAGGAUGCCUGUCGGCAAGGCCCGGGCCCUGGCCUUGGCUGUGCGGUGACCCCCCAGCUGGCGGCACGUCUCCGGGCCGGGCUGGUGACGGAGGCCGGCGGGCCGCAGGGCCAGGCUGUCUCGGGGCCUCGUGGCUGCCUGGGGCGGCCCCUGGGCGUCUGGUGCUCUGCCGCUGACUCUGCUCCUCGCCUGGUUCCUGCUGGAUCAUCGUUUGGAACACGUGGGAAUAAAUGGGCGGUGUGAUUCUGGGGAAUCUUGUCCA
Capra hircus (goat) is the source of this 3676-nucleotide messenger RNA. Its product is annotated as endoplasmic reticulum mannosyl-oligosaccharide 1,2-alpha-mannosidase-like. The transcript is spliced from 17 exons. Lineage: Eukaryota; Metazoa; Chordata; Mammalia; Artiodactyla; Bovidae. Bases 1 to 3360 code for a protein of 1119 amino acids. The record is from RefSeq and is a predicted model, not a curated record. Gene Ontology annotation, cellular component: endoplasmic reticulum; membrane. Gene Ontology annotation, molecular function: mannosyl-oligosaccharide 1,2-alpha-mannosidase activity; calcium ion binding. Gene Ontology annotation, biological process: carbohydrate metabolic process; N-glycan processing.